Molecule: messenger RNA, 4541 nt
Organism: Saimiri boliviensis boliviensis (Bolivian squirrel monkey)
Lineage: Eukaryota; Metazoa; Chordata; Mammalia; Primates; Cebidae
Gene: SLC44A5
Product: solute carrier family 44 member 5
Biological process (GO): transmembrane transport
Cellular component (GO): membrane
Molecular function (GO): transmembrane transporter activity
Source: RefSeq, a predicted model, not a curated record
AGCAGCACAGCAGCUGCCGCCGCUGCAGCCACCGCGUCCACAGCAGCGCGAGCUGGGGGCCCGCGGCGCGGCCGAGAGCAGAGGGGCGGCGGCGCCCGCCCCAGCCGAGCCGAGCCAAGCCGAGCGCUCAGCCCGGCCGCCGCAGCUGCCUCGCAGAUGCCAUCACAGCAACAAAGAGCUCGCUGAGCGGAGAGCCGCGGCGAGGGCGCGCCCGGGAGCAGCCGGAGGAAGCGCGUGGGGGGUCUGGGGGAGGGAAGGGGGCAGAAGAUGGCCCAGAAGAGAAAGCCCCCCAGCAUCAAGGGUGAUCCAAGGACAUAUGACCCAGAUUUCAAGGGGCCUGUUGCCAACAGGAGUUGUACAGAUGUUCUGUGCUGUAUGAUCUUCCUACUGUGUAUUAUUGGCUACAUUGUUUUAGGACUUGUGGCCUGGGUACAUGGGGACCCCAGAAGAGCGACCUAUCCUACAGACAGCCAGGGCCACUUUUGUGGCCAGAAGGGCACCCCCAAUGAGAACAAGACCAUUUUGUUUUACUUUAACCUGUUACGUUGUACCAGUCCCUCGGUGAUGCUAAACCUGCAGUGCCCUACCACACAGAUCUGUGUCUCCAAGUGCCCAGAAAAAUUUUUAACCUAUGUGGAAAUGCAACUUUUAUACACAAAAGACAAGAGCUACUGGGAAGACUACCGCCAGUUCUGUAAGACCACUGCUAAGCCUGCAAAGUCUCUCACACAACUUUUACUGGAUGAUGAUUGUCCAACAGCGAUUUUUCCAAGCAAACCUUUUCUCCAGAGGUGUUUCCCUGACUUCUCUACCAAAAAUGGCACUUUAACAAUAGGAAGUAGAGUGGUGUUUCAAGAUGGAAAUGGAAAGACAAGAAGUGUUAUAGAACUCAGGGAUGCUGCAAAUGGUAUUAAUAAACUACUUGAUGCAAAGUCACUUGGAUUGAAAGUCUUUGAAGACUAUGCAACAACUUGGUAUUGGAUUCUCAUUGGGCUUACGAUCGCCAUGUUCCUUAGUUGGAUAUUUUUGAUACUCCUGAGGUUCAUAGCUGGAUGCCUCUUCUGGGUCUUCAUUAUUGGUGUGAUUGGAAUUAUAGGUUAUGGAAUAUGGUACUGUUACCAGGAAUACACCAAACUUCAGGAACACCCAAGUUCUGUAUUAACUAUCUAUGACAUCGGGAUUCAGACUAGCAUAAGCAUGUACUUUCAACUGAAACAAACAUGGUUCACAUUUAUGAUAAUACUCUGCAUCAUUGAAGUGACUGUCAUCCUCAUGCUGAUCUUCCUCAGGAAUCGAAUCCGAGUGGCCAUUAUCCUGCUGAAGGAAGGAAGCAAAGCCAUUGGAUACAUUCCUAGUACAUUAGUUUAUCCAGCUUUAACUUUCAUUUUGCUGUCAAUCUGCAUUUGCUACUGGGUCGUGACAGCAGUUUUCUUGGCAACAUCAGGGGUACCUGUAUACAAAGUCAUAGCCCCAGAGGGGCACUGUAUACAUGAAAAUCAAACCUGUGACCCAGAGAUUUUUAAUACAACUGAAAUUGCCAAAGCUUGUCCUGGGGCUCUGUGUAACUUUGCUUUUUAUGGUGGAAAGAGUUUGUACCAUCAAUACAUCCCUACCUUCCAUGUAUACAACUUAUUUGUUUUUCUCUGGCUUAUAAACUUUGUCAUUGCACUGGGUCAGUGUGCCCUUGCUGGUGCAUUUGCUACUUAUUACUGGGCCAUGAAAAAACCUGAUGACAUCCCACGAUACCCACUUUUUACUUCAUUUGGACGAGCCAUACGAUAUCACACAGGAUCUCUAGCAUUUGGAUCUUUAAUUAUUGCAUUAAUUCAAAUGUUUAAAAUAAUCUUAGAAUACUUGGACCACCGUCUUAAACGUACCCAGAACACACUUUCUAAAUUCCUAAAAUGCUGCCUGAGAUGCUGUUUCUGGUGUUUGGAAAAUGCAAUAAAGUUUUUAAACAGAAAUGCCUAUAUUAUGAUUGCAAUAUACGGCAGAAACUUCUGCAGAUCAGCAAAAGAUGCAUUCAAUCUGCUGAUGAGAAAUGUUUUAAAAGUUGCAGUUACAGAUGAAGUUACAUACUUUGUAUUAUUCCUGGGGAAAAUUCUAGUUGCUGGAAGUAUAGGUGUUCUGGCCUUCCUAUUCUUCACACAAAGAUUACCAGUGAUUGCACAAGGACCAACAUCUUUAAAUUACUACUGGGUACCUUUGCUGACGGUCAUUUUUGGGUCUUACCUGAUUGCACAUGGGUUCUUCAGCGUCUAUGCAAUGUGUGUUGAAACAAUUUUCAUCUGCUUCUGUGAAGAUCUGGAAAGAAAUGAUGGAUCUACAGAAAAACCCUACUUCAUCACCCCUAACCUGCACGGAAUUCUGAUCAAGAAGCAACUCAUUCCCCAGAAACAGAAAGAGUAGAAAAGCUCCAAACAAUGUCACUCAUGUUUAAGUAGAAGUUGUGUAAAUUAGGCUGAUUGUAAUUUGAAAAUGUUGCUUUUGAGUAAUGUGAAAUUUCUGUGCUUAAUUCUAAGAAGUCAGCACCUGGUACCACCUGAGGUGUCAGGCAUUUGAUGACAUUAGCUGCUGUCUACUUUAUAGACUGUGGUCCCAACUAAAGAUCAAAAUGUUAAUGUCCAACGUUUUUUAAAAUCUGUAGCCAAGAGUGUUUUAAUAACUUUUAUAACUCAGUGUGCUGUUUCCAUUGCAGCACUUUGAUAGCCUUUCUUUUUAUAAGUGUAUAUUUGUAAAGGAUAUUCAGGCAAUUUUUGAAAACACUAUAAAUGUGUAAUUUAUUAGCCAUAAAAUAUUGAUUUAUAGUUAACCAGCAUAUGGUACUAAAUUUGUAAAUAUGGUGCUAUGGUUAUAUUUAUACUGUUCAAGCUGGUGGACAACUCUCUAAACUGUGAUUAAACUUGUAUUAAUGGUUCCCUAGGAAGUAUAUUUCAGUGAGUCAAGUCCAUAACAAACAUAGAUGUUAAUGUUAUAUAGGUUCUACAGAGAGCAUUACUGGGUAAAAAUUACUGUGGAACCUUCAUAGCCCAUUCUGUUUUAUUGGAAUGAUGUUUAUAUUGAAGUCCAAUCUGAGUUCUGGAGUGUCAUUUCCAACAUGAACCUCUGUCCAUGGUGAAAAUGUUCUGAACAAACUGAAAUUGCUACAUAACUCAUGCCUUUUGUCUUUAACCCAAAUUUCCUAUUUCCACUAUAUAGAAAACCAGUAUGAAUUUGUUUCAGAAGAGUGAUUAUAUCUUUUCAUGAGCAUACCUGUAUUUCUAGAUUAAAGAGAUUGUGUGCUUUUGUUCUACAAAAGGCUUAAUUUUGUCUCAACUUUCAGCAAGGAAAGAGAAAAGUAAAACACUUCAGAUUUUACCCUAAGGAAAUAUAUUGUGGGCCCUCAUCAUCCUUUAUGUGAGGCAUACUGCAGGUUAGGAACUCGCCCUGCAGGGCUUAGGAGGAAGGUUAUGCCCAUAUGCCACCCCUGCUGGCCAGAGGUUUCUGGUAGUCAUGCCUAAGUUUUGAAUGACAGAACAAAGCAUGAAUCAGACACAUACCUUGCCUAGCCAUCCCCUGUGUGCAAAUGUGUAUGAUGUAGUUAAUGGUGUAAAAUUGCAUCCCAAAAGGAGCAUUGAAUCAAUUUGUAUCUUCUUGGCAUUUACCUUAAGCUUAUGUAUAAGGAUUAUGUAUGUAUUGACAGAAAGGAACAUGUUGAUGUAACAUGUUGCUCUGAAUAUCACCCAUAUAUCCAAGAAGAGUCAGAAAUGUAUUAUUGUGUUAUAGAUUGAUAUAAAUACUUAUUAUCUAUAAGUGUAGAAACCUAGAUUUAAAUUGACUCUAUGGCAGAUUAAUUAAUAGCAAUAAGCCAAUGAAUAGGGAAGAUUUUUAAUAUGUAAUGCUGUUGCUUACAUUCUUGAGAUUAUUGUAUUCAGAAGUGUCUCCUGGCUUCACAUUUUGGCAAACAGCCUUCUGCAUUCUUAUUCUCCUUGAAGCAUAAUGCAGAGAAUAAUGACAACUUAUCUAUCUAGAUUAUUAUUAUUUUAUGAUUCAACAAGACAAGGGCCACAACAAAGAACUAGUAGAAUAGUGACCUCUACCUGAGAACUUGUUAUAACUAUAGAUGUCUGUGCUCUGCCCAGGAGAUUCUGAUAUAUUGUGAUUUGAUAUGAGCCACAAUGUGAAUUAUUAUAAAGUUCUCUAGCUGAUUCCAAUAUACAUAAAAGUUGAAAAAUUGGCCAGAUGUGGUGGCUCACACCUGUAAUCCCAGCACUUUGGGAGCCCAAGCUGGACAGAUUGCUUGAGACUAGGAGUUCCAGACUAGCCUAGGCAACAUGGUGAACCCCCAUCUUUAUUAAAAAUAUAAAAAUUAGCCAAGUGUGCUGGCACACACCUGUAGUCUCAGCUACUCAGGAGGCUGAAACGCAAGGGUUGCUUGAGCCCAAGAGGUCAAGGCUGCAGUUAACCAUGAUCACACCACUGCAUUUGAGCCUGGGUGACAGAGCAAAACUGUCUCAAAAAAAAAGAAGUUGAAAAAUCACUUGACUAAAACAUAAAUCAAC